CUUGGUAGUAGACCGAACCACACUGCUUCGUUUCGCGCCGUUACUUUUGUCUGUCUUUCCCUUCGUCCCUCAUACUCCACAUACCACACUUACUCUUCUCUCUGUUCCUCUGCUUCUCAGGACAAGGAUGCAAGCCACUACUGGAGUUGCAAUGAUGGGUUCUUUGCAACAACAGCCUGUUUGGACCAAGGGGAUGACUUUUCCUAAUAAAGGGCUCGGCAAUAAUGGAUGUUUAGCUCAGACGAAGUUCUAUAGUUUGAAGCCAUGCAAAGCAUCUCAUGUUGAAGGAACUGUACUUACUGGGACUCCAUCAUCUUUGUCCGUCUCUGUACCUGAAAUUGGAGGUGAUGGAAGCAAGUUUGUGGACUAUGGCUUGGGUGAAGCCGAUCAUGAGGUUCGUGCAAUUAUUGAUAAGGAAAAGGACCGACAAUUUAAAAGUUUAGAGCUUAUUGCCUCCGAGAAUUUUACUUCUAGAGCAGUAAUGGAAGCAGUUGGUUCAUGUCUCACUAACAAGUACUCCGAAGGACUACCGGGUAAAAGGUAUUAUGGUGGUAACGAGUACAUUGAUGAGCUUGAAAUCCUAUGUCAAGAAAGGGCUCUGACAGCAUUUCAUGUAGAUAGAGAGAAAUGGGGUGUAAAUGUUCAACCGUUGUCUGGUUCCCCUGCUAAUUUUGCAGUAUAUACUGCAAUUCUUAAACCACAUGAUAGAAUAAUGGGUUUGGACUUGCCUCAUGGGGGGCAUUUAUCACAUGGAUUUAUGACACCCAAGAGACGUGUAUCAGGAACAUCCAUUUAUUUUGAAUCUAUGCCUUAUCGACUUGAUGAAUCAACAGGUCUUAUUGAUUAUGAUAUGUUGGAGAAAACUGCAAACCUCUUCCGGCCAAAACUCAUAAUUGCUGGUGCCAGUGCUUACCCUCGAGACAUUGACUAUCCUCGCUUCAGAAAAAUUGCAGAUGAAGUAGGUGCUUUUCUCAUGAUGGAUAUGGCUCACAUAAGUGGGCUUGUUGCUGCAUCCGUGCUUGCUAGUCCCUUCGAGUUUUGUGAUAUUGUGACUACCACAACCCACAAGUCCUUGAGAGGUCCAAGAGGUGGUAUGAUAUUCUUCAAGAAAGAUCCUGUGCAUGGAGUCGAUCUGGAGUCUGCCAUAAACAAUGCUGUUUUUCCCGGUCUUCAGGGUGGUCCUCAUAACCACACAAUUGGAGGACUAGCAGUUUGCUUGAAGCAUGCUCAAUCUCAGGAAUUCAAAAAUUACCAAAACCAGGUACAAUACUUUUCAUCAUUAAUUAGAAUCGAUGCAAGGCGCUUCCUAAUGAUUGCACAUGUCUGCACCAUUGUGCAGGUGGUCUCUAACUGUAGAGCUCUUGCAAACCGGUUAAUUGAGCACGGAUAUAAACUGGUCUCUGGUGGUAGUGAUAAUCACCUGGUUCUUGUUGAUCUGAGACCAUCUGGUAUCGAUGGCGCACGAGUUGAGAAAAUUCUUGAUAUGGCUUCCAUAACCCUCAACAAGAAUUCAGUGCCCGGCGAUAAGAGCGCUCUAGUUCCCGGAGGCAUUCGCAUUGGAUCGCCGGCAAUGACAACAAGAGGACUCAGCGAGAAAGAGUUCACAUUGAUAGCUGACUUAAUUCAUGAGGGUGUCCAGAUAAGUCUUGAAGCCAAGAAGUUGGUGUCAGGGACAAAGCUGCAAGAUUUUAUGAAGUUUGUAACAUCUGCUGAGUUUCCCUUGGAAGAAAAGGUUGCAGAGUUGCGUGGUAGAGUUGAAGCUCUUACUACUAAGUAUCCAAUCCCAGGGGUCUAAGCCUGUGUACUUCAUUUUAGAAGCUGUUCAACAAUUUUUUAUAUAAUAAUUACAUGCUUCGUCUGUAUGUUACUGAUUUUAUUAAAUUACUUCUUUAAAUAAAAUACCUACCUACCUUGCAAAAA
Molecule: messenger RNA, 1920 nt
Organism: Arachis stenosperma
Lineage: Eukaryota; Viridiplantae; Streptophyta; Magnoliopsida; Fabales; Fabaceae
Product: serine hydroxymethyltransferase 3, chloroplastic-like
Exons: 11
Coding region: 128-1795 (555 amino acids)
Biological process (GO): folic acid metabolic process; tetrahydrofolate interconversion; L-serine catabolic process
Cellular component (GO): cytoplasm
Molecular function (GO): zinc ion binding; glycine hydroxymethyltransferase activity; cobalt ion binding
Source: RefSeq, a predicted model, not a curated record